AUGGCUAAAAGGGGUCGAAAAUCGGACACAAGUCCAAAACCUAAAAAGACGACGACGACGAAUAAUAAUAAGAAAAUCAAUACCACCGGAUCAUCUAAAGGCCGUGGAAGAGGUCGUCCAUCAACGACAACUAAAUCGACAAAAAUAACUGAAAAAACAUUGACCAAAUCAUCGGAUGAUUUAUCAAACGAAUUAUUAUCGCCAAUAACAAAUACGACCAAAGCCAAUAAUAAUAAAUCAUCAAAUGUCAAAAUUAGUAAAACAUCCAAAACAGUUUCGGAAUCAAAAUCUAAGAAAACAGCAAUUAACAGUAAACAUGAAGAUAAACUUGUAAAAAAUGAAAUUCCUGUUAUUACAAACAAUAAAAAAACAUCGAUCAUUGAUAAAUCAAAGCCAAAAAAAGCACAAAAAGUUACGAAACCAUCAUCGACCACCAACACCACCACCACUAAACGUGGCCGAAAACCAAAAUUGAAAGAUGUUGAAAAGAAUAAAGAAUCAAAUUCGAAGAAAAAAACAAAUCGAUCAAAAGCCAAACAAGUAAAUUUUGAAGAUGAUGAAACGGAAGAAGAAGAUAAUUAUGAAAAUUAUGAUCAACCUAAUGAAAUGUUGAAUAACAUCAUUCAAGUACCUGUAAAAGAAACAAAUAUUGAAACCACCGGUGAUAUGUCUUUAGCAUAUGGAUUUGAUAAAAUUGGUGGUAGUAAAACAUUAAAUACCCUCGAAGAGAAUCCCAUUAUACUUGCCAAAUCAUCAUCAUCUUAUGAUCAUCAUCAUUCUGUUAAUGCUCACCAUUUUGAUCAUUCUAAUGAACAAAAUUAUCUUGGUUCAUUGUACAAUAAUAACAAUAUGAAUCUAAUUUCAUCUUCAUCCACAUCAGCCUUUUCAUCUGUUUCAACAGCUAUGCUGCACAAUCAAUUUGGUGCAAAUCAUUUAACAACAUCUUUGCCAAGUUACACUAUGACUUCAUCUAAUUUACAACAUCAUGGCCAUGAUAUGAACAGUGGGCCAACAUCUUUAGUUAAUAUACCUGUUUCUCCGACAACACCAACUGCCCCUGUUCCACCAACAUCUCAACAUCUUCAUCAUCAUGGUCACCAAUCAUUACUUUCACCACCACAAAAUCAAAACAAUGCAUCCGCAGCAACCAUCGCUAAUGAUCCGUCUCAUGAUUUGCCAAAUGAAUUAUUACAACAAGGUUGGCGAAAAAUAUGGAGUAAACGUGAAGGACGAUUUUAUUUCUAUAAUAAAAACACUAAUCAAUCAAUAUGGGAAAUGCCAAAAUUGUCAAAUAUUUUUGAUCCAAUGACUGAUCCAUUGGGAAUACAAUCAGCCAAUAAUCCACCAGUUAGUCAAUUUCAACCACCAAUUCAUUCCGAUCAUAUAGCACCACCAAUUUAUCAAACACUUAACCCAGCAUUUACACCAUUUGCUCAACACAAAAAUGAUGUGAUGAGCAAUGAUAAAAAAGUUAUGAUUGGACCAUUUGAUUUUGAAAUUGAACCCAAUUGUUAUAUUUGGGAGGGAUCGUUUUUUUACUAUUUUCAUCCACAUCCGGACAUUGAAUUAGCCAGAUUUAAUUGCGUUCACAAAUUACGACAACAAUAUUGGGAAUUAUGUCGUGCUCGACAAACAAUCGAUCCUCCAAAAGAUUCUUUUACAAAAUGGAUUAUCGAACGUAAAAUCAUUGAUAAAGGAUGUGAUCCUAUAUUGCCAUCCGAAUGUAUAAAUGAAUUAUCUAAUUGGCUUUAUCAAGAAAUCAUGAAUGAUAUUCCAAUUAAAUUGAUUCGACCAAAAUUCAGCGGAGAAGCUCGUAAACAAUUGUCAAAAUAUGCUGAAGCUGCAAAGAAAAUAAUCGAAGCUCAUCCUGUUUCCAGUCAAAGUCGAAAAAUUGUCAAAUGGAAUGUAGAAGAUGCAUUUGAUUGGAUAAGAAAAACAUUAAAUGCAACAUUUGAAGAUUAUAUCGAACGAUUGGAACACCUGAAAAGACAAUGUCAGCCUCAUAUUAUUGAUGCCGCUAAAUCAUCUGUUGAAGCAAUUUGUCUAAAAAUAUAUCAUGUUUCAGCGGAAUAUGCUCGACGAAUACGAGAAAUGAAUCUUGAAAUUGCUAAAAAAGAAGAUAUCAGAGGUAGAGAAUAUUCCAUAAGAAUGAAUAACAAAAAGAUUGCUUGCUAUCCAGCCUAUCUUAUGUAUCCUUGUCCAAAACUACCCCCUACAUUAAUGAUCACUGAAAAAGAGACUGUAAUUCUUCGUUGUAGUAAGAAUGCCGAAAUUUUACGAUUGAACACCAAUUAUCUUCAAAAAUUAGAAAUGUUAUAUUAUUUCAAUUGUCGCGAUGAUCGAAAAUUUAACUAUUUCUUAACACGUGUUUGGUGUCUUUUGAAAAGAUAUCAGAGUUUUUACGAUAAGAAUGAAGGCCUCUGUUCACAGAACUCUCUUCCAUUAUCCGUUUUCGGAGCUUUAAACAAACAUUUUGGCGUUACUUUUGAAUGUUUUGCAUCACCAUUGAAUUGUUAUUUUCGACAAUAUUGUUCAUUUUUUCCAGACACUGAUGGUUAUUUUGGUUCCAGAGGAUCGAUACUUAACUUUUAUCCAAUAUCCGGUUCAUUCCAAGCAAAUCCUCCUGAUUCAGAAGAUUUGAUCAAUGCUACUAUAACUCAUUUUGAAAAAUUAUUGGAAAAUUCUAUGGAACCACUAUCUUUUAUCAUAUUUAUACAAGAAAAACCGGAAAUAUCAGAGAAAUUAAUCUCCAGGCUAGAAAGUAAUAAAUUUAAACGGAUGCAUUUGACUUUACAGGCAUCUGAACAUGAAUAUAGGCAUGGUUUUCAACAUGUUUGCAAUCCAAACGAAAUUCGCGUUAAAUCUCUUUAUAAUACAAUUGUUUAUUUCCUACAAAACGAUGCCGGAUUUCUUAAAUGGGGCCCAACACCCGAACGUGUCGAAGAACUUGUCGAAUCUUUCAAACUCGACCGUGACAAAGAGGUAAUUUAUUUAAUGAUGUUUUGGAUGAUUUAAUUUUUAUAUUUUUUUGCUCCAAUAGAAACACGACGAUCACAUCGUAAAUUUAUAAAUCGUCCGAUACAUACAUAUCCGGAUGAAAUGACCGAUGGUAUGAUGGUACGUGAAGAUGAAGUAGUUAUUGUUGUUAUUGUUAUUGCCGCAUGGAUUGGUUGUAUAUUUAUUUUUUUUAAUAAAUGGGGCAAAAUAAGAAUGCUUGAACCAUAUCAACCACAAUAUAAAGAAUCAUUUCCUAAUUCAAUGCAUUCAUUACAUCCAAAAACAUCAAGAAUGAAUACAUGUACAUCGGUACCACCAAAUAUGAUUUCAUUAGAAAGUCGUGGUAGUUUAAUACCUGAACGUGAUAUAAUGUUUCAUCAUAAUCGUAUGAUUGAAAGUGGUCAAUUAUAUCAAUGUGCAUCUGGUACUACUUAUCAUCAUCCAGCAUAUAGGCCAAGAUUAAAUUCAGUAUUUGUUGGUAAUCCAUAUCAUCGUAAUUCAUUAUAUCCAGAACCAAAUAUGCCAAGAAAAGUUAAAAGUGCAGAAGAUUUAAAAUCAUUAGUUGUCCAAGUAAACAAUAAUGUACCGUCCACAUCAACAUCAAGUAUCGUUUACGGCGUUGUUUAUACACUUGAUAAAGAUGACAUUGAUAAUCUAGAUCGACAAGAAUCUGGUUACGAUCCAAUAGAAGUAAACAUAAAAUUAUAUGAAAUAAAUGAUCAACCUAUGAUAAAAUGUCGUACAUAUGUACAAAAAUCUAAUUAUGCUAAUGUCAAUGUAAACGAAUCUAUUCCAAGUCGAUUAUACAAAGAGAUUAUCAUCAAAGGUGCUAAAGAAAAUAAUUUACCCGAAAAUUAUAUUGAAAAUGUUAUUAAAACAUUUAAAGAUAAUGGAAUUAUUGAAUGUGGCCCAUCUGGAUUGAAUGAAUUUCUCAAGAAUUAGAAUUGUAAUAAAUUUUUG
This is a messenger RNA of Dermatophagoides pteronyssinus (European house dust mite), 3957 nucleotides long. RefSeq names its product mRNA (2'-O-methyladenosine-N(6)-)-methyltransferase-like. Gene Ontology annotation, cellular component: nucleus. The record is from RefSeq and is a predicted model, not a curated record. Lineage: Eukaryota; Metazoa; Arthropoda; Arachnida; Sarcoptiformes; Pyroglyphidae. Gene Ontology annotation, molecular function: mRNA (2'-O-methyladenosine-N6-)-methyltransferase activity; RNA polymerase II C-terminal domain binding.